Molecule: messenger RNA, 7599 nt
Organism: Homo sapiens (human)
Lineage: Eukaryota; Metazoa; Chordata; Mammalia; Primates; Hominidae
Gene: TUG1
Product: taurine up-regulated 1
Exons: 4
Source: RefSeq, marked validated
GAGCGACGCAGCCGGGACGGUAGCUGCGGUGCGGACCGGAGGAGCCAUCUUGUCUCGUCGCCGGGGAGUCAGGCCCCUAAAUCGAAGAAGCCCUGGCGCGCCCUCCCCCCCUCCCGGGUCUGGUAGGGCGAAGGAACGGGCGUGCGGUCGAUCGAGCGAUCGGUUGGCGGCUCUUUCUCCUGCUCUGGCAUCCAGCUCUUGGGGCGCAGGCCCGGCCGCCGCGGCGCGCGCCCGGUGGCCGUUGGCGCUCGCGCCGCGUCUUUCUUCUCGUACGCAGAACUCGGGCGGCGGCCUAUGCGUUUGCGAUUCGACGAGGAGUCGUCCGGGUGGUCGGCGGCGGCGGGCAGCUGCUCCGCCCCGCUCCGGGGGAGGCGGCGGCGGCAGCGGCCGCGGGAUUUGGAGCGGCCGGGGAGGCGGGGGUGGCCGGGGCCGGCUUGGAGGCCUGGCGCCACCCUUCGGGGCCUGCAAGGACCCAGUUGGGGGGGCAGGAGGGGGCCGGAGGAUGGUUGGUUGUGGGAUUUCUACUUUGCCUUUUCCUCCUUAUGCCGCCUUAGUGAGGGGCGGGAGCUCUGGCGGCAGCCCCGGGGUGGGGAGACGAGCUCCGGAGUCGGAAGAGCUGGGUUUUCUUCCGGGCCUAGCCACCAGUUGGCGGAGUGACCUUAGGCGAGUCACUCUGUAAUUUGUCUGCGCCUCAGUUUCCUCCUCUGCCUAUCAAUGUGUGUGGGGUUGAAAUCGCUUUGUAAACUAUAAAGCGUGGGUGUACGUAAAGGAUGGUUAUUGUUUAUAAUUUUUUUUGAGUUGUAAGAAAACUUAGCAGUUCCCCAAUCCUUGGGUUUUGAACCUGGGAACCUUGGAUUGGAGUUGGGGAUCCCCAAACUUCCUGAAAUUGUGGGAAUGUGCGGUUUGGGGGAAUGAUGGGAAUUUGUGGGAAUGUGCGUUUUAGGGGAAUGAUGAUCCAUCGCUAGCAAGUUUUCCAAGGGGGCUGUGACCCAGAAGAGUUAAGAAUCACAAUUUCUUCAUGCUACAGAGAGGAAACUGAGGCCUAGAUGUCAUUUGGGACCCUUCACAACCAUUUUGAAGCCCUGUUUGAGUCCCUGGGAUAUGUGAGCUGUUUCUAUGCAUAAUGGAUAUUCGGGGUUAACAACAGUCCCCUGCUUGGCUUCUAUUCUGAAUCCUUUUCUUUCACCAUGGGGUGCCUGAAGGGUGGCUGAUGCAUAUGGUACAAUGGCACCCAGUGUAAAGCAGCUACAAUUAGGAGUGGAUGUGUUCUGUAGCAUCCUAUUUAAAUAAGCCUAUUUUAUCCUUUGGCCCGUCAACUCUGUUAUCUGCUGCUUGUACUGGUGCCUGUACUUUUCUGACUCUCAUUGACCAUAUUCCACGACCAUGGUUGUCAUCCAUUACUUGAUCCUACUUUACAUGUCUAGGCUGUGUGGUUGGUGGUGAAUAGGCUUCUUUUUACAUGGUGCUGCCAGCCCAGCUAAUUAAUGGUGCACGUGGACUUUUAGCAAGCGGGCUCACUGGAAGAGACUGAACCUGGCAUGGAAUUCCUGAAGAUGUUUGGGGUUUUUUUCUUUCUUAAUCGAAAGUUAACAUUGUCUGAAAAGUUUUGUUAGAACUACUGCGGAACCUCAAAAUCAGUAGAUUUGGAAGUGAUUCAAAGCUAAACUUUUUCCUUGGCCCUCCUUGUGUUCUAAUUGCUUGCAAGUGUAAUACUAGGAUGUCCAAGAUGCCAGUUUUUGCUUCUUUGUUAGUUGUCAGCUGCUUUUAUCAAAUUUCAGGCCAUUAUCCAACAAACACUAUAAAAAUGUUUGAACAAUUGGAUUUCAAACAUUUUCGUUUUGUGGAGUGGUGCUCACCAAGUGGUACAGCCCUAAGCAAGUGAACACAAACACAUUUAAGUGUAUUUUGUCUGAUUAGAUGUUAGCCAGUUAUGCUAUUUCAUUCAAAUGUCUGAAAAAAUCAAUUGACUAUUCCCUUUUCCUAAAGGGCAGAGACAGAUAAUCUCACUUCCAGAGAAAUGACUUGGAGAAAAAAAAGUGUUGGUCUUUUUGCUCUUUUGUAAUUAAAUCCGGAUGUACCUCAAAAGACUUAAGACUGUGGUGAUAAGAUGCUUUCCUCAGCAGAAAGGAGGGAAAAAAAACAACUGGAACUCAAAGCUUGAAAUUCUGUGGCAAAACAUGAGAUGUCCAGGAUUGGAGGUUGAAAAGAUUUCACUACAGUGUUCUGCAAUAGUUGGAGCAGAUAACUUUCAGUGUAGCCACAGCCAUGGACUCCAGAUUUCCAGAUUUUCAAGACCUGGACCUGGAACCCGAAAGAGCUUGUCACGAUGCGGCAGGAACACUGGAGGUAGAUUUUUUUUUAUUUUUGAAUUUUGGGACUGUUGACCUUGCUGUGAGAAAAGAGACAACGACUGAGCAAGCACUACCACCAGCACUGUUACUGGGAAUUAGAAGACCUGAGUUUCUGUCCAGACCCUCAGUGCAAACUGAGGAUGCUCCAUCCAAAGUGAAUUAUGAUAGCAGACUCCUUGAAAGCAGGGUCCUUGUUUAGUGCAUCUUUGCCCACAUACACCACAACAUAUCAAGAUGCAUUUAUUAGGAAGGAGGAGUUUAGAGAGCAGGCUAUCAGAAUAACCACUCAUCCUGUGCCUCCUGAUUGCUGAGUGUUCACCUGGACCUUCUGACUACCUUCCCUGUGCUAUUCCAUCAGCCUACAGACCUGGUACCUGGAUUUUUGCCCGAGAUGAUUCCUACCACCUUACUACUGACGAAGACACCCAUUCCAGUGGACCACUGUGACCCAGGAGGCAUUCAGCCAUCAUGAUGUGGCCUUUACCUCCACUCCUGUCUUGUUCUACCCAGAUUCAGCACAGCCCUUUAUAGUGAAGUCAGAGUCCUCAAGCCAAAUAGCUAAAGCUGUUUUAUCACAACAAAGGCCUAGUUUGUUCCAUGAGUGUGCAUUUCAUUUCUUCAGUUAAAGCCUUCAGAGACACACAAUAAAUUUGGACCAGGGGAUUUUUUAGUUAUUAAUGCUCUCUGAAGAAAGGCAACAUCUUUUUGAGAGCAGCAUUGGACCACACCCCACAAUCUCAAAUGAUUGAAAUUCAUGAACAUCUAGGAUCCCGUGAAGGUCACUGGACCCUGUUUUUUCUACUUCAAAUCCUGUAGUAGCCUACUGAAUGAGAAAACAUAUUCUGACCCAUUGGGAUCAAAUCAAAGGCACAGUGAACUCCUCAUAGCAUCUUCUUUGGAAUUACUCAGGAACCAGAACUUUUUACACAAAUGUAAGAAAUUCUACCAAGGAGUCCCCUUACCUAACAGCAUCUCACAAGGCUGCACCAGAUUCCAGAAAAGGCUUCUCUUGAUACAUCAAGCAUUUUGUGACCGACUUAUUCUUAGAUCAUUGGUUUUCCAAAGGCUUUGUGGCCAUGAAGCCCUUUGAGUGAAAACUGUGCAGAAGCCCAGAGUAAAAGUGAAGCUGCUCUGGAUGAAGUAGUGAAGCAAGAGUAGGGGCCUGAAUCCUGCUACAACUAUCUUCCUUUACCACCGUGGUGACACCUAAGGGGACUUCCUUACAACACCUUGAACUCUUCCGAACACAGUUUGAAAACCACUGCCCCAGACAGCAAUAUGUUUGACCUGAAUGGCAUUCCAAUCUUUUCUGUACCUCCACUCAGCACAGUUCAUGUUCAGUAGAUGCUGAACAUUCUUAGAAAUACUGUGUGUGAACUUAGAAAAGUGCAAGAAGACAGGCAUGUCUUUGACCCCAGGAAUGAUCAUUUGCUGAAGAUGGUGUCAAGUGAACCUAGAUUAACAGCCCUCCACUCCAGAUGGAUAUCCAGUGAUUCCUAGAAUGGGAUAUAGCCAGAGAACAAUUCUAUGCACCCUACACUGACAGACUCCCUUAAGCAACACCAGAUGCUCUACUGGUACUUGAAGUACAUGACUUUGAAGUCUUGACCCUCCAUGAAUACCUGAAUUAUCAGCAAGCGGGUUUUGAAGCUGGUGCCUCAUUGAGGCCAUAUUAGAGCAACUUGUACAUUUGACCUCUUGUUAUCAGCCAUGGUACUCUACUUCGUGUGCAAGAGAUAACUAUGAAAGCCAAAUUCAAAUACUGGCAACAUUUCCUAAAGGGGCUCAAUAUCUAUCAUUCGUCUUCUUUUCCAAACUACACAUCACUGUAUGACUCAACCAGUAGCAGUUAUAUUGCCCCUUGGUUUUUAUUCAGUUUAACUACUGUUUCCAAGAUAAAUGAGCUAAUAAGCUUUAAAAAAAAAAAAAAAAAAGGCUGAAUUCUUUUUUCUUCAUCACUGGCAUAUCUGCCUAUUCUCCAGAAUUAUUAUGACUAUUCAGCUCACUUUAACAGUUGAACUUCAAGCGACAAUCUUUGAACACCCCUUCUCAUGUGAUUUAAAAUGAAACCAUUUGGAAAAGUUUCUUCUAGCCAGUAAUAGAUUUUUUUUUUAAUUGCUCUGCCUUGUGCCGAGAGAUGUUCUUUUAAGAUGAAUCUUUUGAUGUCUGAUACCACCAAAUAUAGGUGGUAGGGAGAGUUGGAGGCUGGCCCUUUGAGCAGGCCAUUAGCUUACUUGCUGGGCAUUUCCGAUAGCUUAUUGCCUACCUUUUUGCUGGAAACAAACUGAUUUGAAAAACAAAAUCUAUGAAGACUGCAGCUAAGGAUUUUAUCGGUAGACUUAAGAGCUUUUGUCCUUGUGGAUAUUUUAGUGGAACCACAUCAGUCUCAAUACUGUCAUUUUACACUGACUCAGAGCAGCUGACUUCAUUCCUUGCCAUGAUAUAUAUUUAAGGCAGGCAUUGUAACAGACAUAAAGACAACUUAUCUGUUUCAGCAGGAAGGAUUCAGUUUAUGAACUCUCAGACCAGAUCAUGUUGAACAAGGAGACUUUGAUGUGUGUCAUGAGAAAACUCAUUCUUUACUUCCCAGUCAAUUUAAAGGCCAGCUAUCCUGAGCUACUCGAAUGAAUGCACUGGUUAAACAUUGGAAAUAGUUUGUUUAUAUCCUUGUCUCUCUCUAGGCCAAUUGUGAUUACAUGACUCGACUCUACAUCUCGUCAAACAAGGCCUAGGUCUGGUUGCUGUAGACUGCUCGCCCUCAACAAAUAAAAUCUGGUUGACUAGCCUCCUUGUAUAUACAACUAUUAUUUGUUAAGAAGAAAUUAUCGUCAAUUUUCUACUACCUUCCAAUUGUCAGCUCUUUUUUUCCUCUCUGGUUUUUCCUAUACUUUACAGAAAAAGACAUUGAUCUAUACUGCCAUUCCCUCUAAUCCUGCCAUACUCAGUCAAAAGGAAUGACUUAAGAUGAAGAUGAUCAUCUGCUCGAGUCUAAAAUAUACAUUGUAUAUAAGAAUUGGUGAUUAGAAAAGCAAAAAACCUAAAACUUAAAUCUAGGAGUCUGUAUACUGUCUCCAUGUCUCCAUGCCUCAGAUCUCAUCUAAAUCUUUGAACAGCACCAUUCAACCAAUCUGAGGCCUUGACUUGCUUGUAAGAUGAUUCUCAGAGAUCGGCUGAGUUAAAAAAGAUGACGACUUGAUUACCAAAGAAAGUAGGGCCAACUUUGACAAAUCUGGCUCUGCUGACCCUGUCACUCCCAGAUGUAGCAUAGACUCCUAAACAGAACCUCAAGUCUGAUUGAGGAUAAGGCCUUCUCCUGAGCUGAAAGUUCUUUGGCAGAUGAGCAAGAAACUGAAAGCUGAUGUACCUGACUGGCUCUGUAAGAUCAGAAAACUGUAUCCAGAAUAAGCCCUAUGGAUUAACCCCUGAGUACCCAGAGUAAAAACUAAUUUACAGAACUUCCUUAUUGAUCUGCUGGUUCUUCCAGAUCAUAUUCUGGCUAUUGGUAUGGCUGGCCUUUCUGAAGGUACCCUGCUUGUCUAUUUUCCUGACUCAGCUCUUGCCUGCCUUUUUCACAUGUUGCUGCAAUUAGACUCACCGUGAGGACUACAGUCAAUUUCAGUCUAUCUUGUGCCCAAUACAACAAGGAUUUUUAAUAGUAACAACCCACACCUCACCCACUAGGACUCAAUGUUCACAACAGGAAGGACCAUUGCUGCAUACUCCUUGACCAGCAACUUUUUUGAAGAUAUUUUUAAGUGCAGAGUAGGCCUCUAUUCCUGUAUGUAAUUGUUCAUUUUCAGCACCUGGAACCUCAUCUAUCGGGUCUGGAAGGAAUACAGCAGUUCGAAAGCCGCGUCCAUUUCUCUCCUUCAGUAGUGCAGAAAUGAGUCCGAUUCACCAGUACACACAGAACUGUACCAGUUCAACCUAGCAAAAGAAGAAAAGUUUCCACUGUACUUAAAAUUUACAGCUGACUCAAAUUGCCUCACAGAAUUAUUUGAUGUAGAAGGCUAGUUGUCUUACUUCAGAUCAGCAGGACAGUUGGGCUCUCAGACUCAUGACCACUGAGUUUGCUUGUGUUGAAACUGUGGUUUCAUCCAACAUAUGCUAUUGGACAUGAUUAUUAUUCCAUUCAAAUGGAUUACAGACUUCUUGAGGACAGGACAAACUUAUCUCUCAUGGUGUUUUUUUAGAAUACUUUUAUAACCAAGGAAGAAACCAUGCCAGCUGUUACCAUUCAACUUCUUAAGCAGAGAUUAAGCUUUUUCAUAUCUGUUCUUAUCCUGGACAUCAGUAGUUUUUAAUUGCCCAGCAUCCGUUCCAUCUUGUAACAACUCCCUGAUGUUUCUUAAAACCACCUCUUCCUAUUUUCAGUCUGUGGUUUGGACAGUCUGACCCAACCUUGAGCUUUGUGGGUGAACAUGUAAUUCAGACCUCAUCAAUCAGCAAAUCCAUCUGAACUGUGGAGGAGAAGCUCUCUUUACUGAGGGUGCUUUAGCUUUGUAGGAUGAAAACCUCAAACUAACAGGGCCUACCAUGUAGAGAAUGAAGCCAGUGCAGGGGAAAGCAGAGCCAAAAUAUGGAGAGACUUGAAUCCUGAUGACAGCGUUUGUGCCCCUGGAUCCAACCGUGCCUGAAGCUAGAAUAUCCCCUGGACUUUUCAGUUAUGUGAACCAAUAAAUACCCUUUUUUGCUUAAGUUACUUUGAGUUGGGUUUCUGUUACUUGAAAUUGAAUCCACACUAAUAUAUCUACCAACAUUGAGACUUGACAGAUCCAAGUAUUUAUUAAGCUAGAGGUCAUGGUCACUGAAAUUACUUUCCAAAGUGGAAGACAAAAUGAAACAGGAACUGAGGGAAUAUUUAAGAUCCCACAGAAGCGUAAAAAUGACAUGGUAGAAAGUAAUAGAAAACCUAAAUGUCUGUCAUUAAAGGAUAGGUUAAGGUGUGGUUCAGCCAUAUAGGAAUAUCUCGUAUCUGUUAAAAUGAAUAAAGUACAUUCAUUGUGUAUGGAAAAAUGGCCAUGAUACAUUAGGUGAAACAAGUUAUUAAUAGAAAAGUGUACAGUGUGAACUCAUUUUAAAAUGUGUGUGCUUAUGUUUAUAAAUGCAUAGAAAGGUCUAUUCACAGCUUUCUUUGAACAGUGUAGAUCACAUGAAACUUUCAACUUUAUACAUUUCUGUAUUAAUAUUUUACACUACCCACAUUAUUUUUAAACUUUAUUUUAAAUAAAGAAUUUUUAAAAUUAAA